Messenger RNA from Oenanthe melanoleuca, 2087 nucleotides. It is a transcript of the gene DYTN, whose product is annotated as dystrotelin. Gene Ontology annotation, molecular function: zinc ion binding. Lineage: Eukaryota; Metazoa; Chordata; Aves; Passeriformes; Muscicapidae. The record is from RefSeq and is a predicted model, not a curated record. Gene Ontology annotation, biological process: synaptic signaling. Gene Ontology annotation, cellular component: plasma membrane.
AUGCCUAAUGCUAUCUGCAAAUUUCAAAUGGAUCCAGACUUGCAGGAGGCCUUCAAUGAUGUUCAGAGCUCCGUAUACAGAACAGCCCUAAAACUACGCUCAGUACAAAGUCUUUGCCAGUUGGAUUUGAUUGACGUUUCUCUGAUUCAGCACAUCCUAUCAAGUGAACAAAGCCAGAGGGAGGAGCAGAUUUCUCUGAACAUGCAGCAAAUCUUUAGAAUGCUGAUGAAACUGUUCCAAAGGGCAAGAUUAGAAAAACCAGGCCAGGUAGAUCCAAGAGCUGCUGAAUUCACAUUGAGCCUGCUGGUUGCCAUGUAUGACAGAUCUGGAACAGGGUAUGUCAAAACUAGAUCUGCUGCAGCUGCCUUAAUUUCCCUUUCAGGAGACACUCUGCUGGCUAAAUACAGAGCUUUCUUCAAGUUUUAUGCUGUCCCUGAUGGGAAGGAGACCUUGAUUACCCGUAGUGCCCUAAGAAGCCUGCUAACAGACUUAAAUCAGAUCCCAGCCAUUGUGGGAGAAGGCUGCACUCUGUCUUGUGUGGAAAUUGCAAUUCAUGACUGUUUCCAUGGGGUUCUGAAUGCAGCCAUUGUAGAAGAAAAAUUCCUGUCUUGGCUGAGAUCAGAGCCUGCUGUUCUCCUGUGGCUCCCUACAUGUUACAGAUUAUCAGCUACAGAAAUGAUUUCUCACCAAGCUAGAUGCAGAGUCUGCAAAGUUUUCCCCAUUACAGGCAUCAGGUAUCGCUGUUUAAAGUGUCUCAAUUUUGACCUUUGCCAAGCCUGCUUUUUCACUGGCCGUCUCUGCAAACCACAUAAGAAAUCACAUCCUGUUGUGGAACACUGUGUGCAGAUGUCAGCAAAGGUGAAUGCAAAGCACUUUCUCCGCACCUUCAGGAACAACCUGUUUCAAGAGCGCUGCAGAAGAAAAGAGGCUCAGAGAAGGACAGCUCUGGAGUCAGUGGAGGAGAGGCACUUCCUUGGUCACAAAAAGACUUUUCCUCCUGUGGAAUUGAGUGCUUCAUCACUACCUGGUCCUGAAAAUAUGUCUUUCCCAGUGGACAAUUGUAUCCCAGAAUCACCCAGGCUCAUACCUGAAAACAGGACUGUAAUGGAGAAGAAUGAGAAUAACAAGAAGACACCAGAGCAAGGCAAGACAAUAGCUCAGGCAAUAGCCUCUUUUGAAGCAGAUGUGUUAAAAAUGCACGAAUCCAUUAAAAGCAUUCACAGUGACAGCAGGUACUUGAAGAAACAGUUCAACAAAUGGAAAGACAAAAUGCAAUUUCUUCAUAACUGCCAGGAAGAAAAAAGCUGCAAAAUAGAGUCAAAACUCCAAAGACUGAGAGUAAGCCAUGAAAACCUGCAAAUGACGCUGCAGCACAUGAAGGAAGAAGUCAAGACCAUGUUGCAGUCAUCAGAGCAUCCUUUCGCACAGUGUCAUAAUACCAUGCCAAGAAAUCCACAUGUUCUGCUGGAGAGGAGAAUGCAGAGUGAAUUAAAUCCUUCCCCAAUAAGGCCUACUUCCAGAACAUGUGCAGAAUGGAAAUCUUUGAAUCCCCCAAACUCUGUAAAUGGAAUGCUUUUACAGACCCCUGAAACUUCCACUGAGGUGGACUUUAUGUACUUACAUAACCCACUGGAGUCAGGGUCUCUGCAGAGUGACAAACACUUUAUGGGAAAGCAUAAAAAAGCAAAAGAGAAACAAACAUAUCCACCUAAACUGACAGAAAACUCUCUCGGUGGAAUGGGGAAUACAGUUUUUAUUCCCAUUGCAAUGCAGAUACCACCUGAUGAGAAGAAAGUCAGAGAAGAAUUGGAACUGCUUAUGAUGAAACUGAAGGAUACACUGUGUCUCCAAACCCAACCAGCCCAACAAACUGCAUUGCGCCAGGAGUUCUUCUCUACAGCUGAGCAUGUUUGCAGGUCCUUUUCUGACCUCAUCAACCAAGUAAUUUCACCAGCUUGCAAAUGAUGGAAACUACCAUUCACCUUACUUUGUUAAACUACUUAAGUUUUGGUCAAAGGAGACCUGAAUUACACGUACUGCAAACACUCAAGAAUUUACAGCAAGAAAUAAUGGCAUGCUAUUGGAAG